AUGACAAAUCGAUGUCGUGGAGGAUAUGAGAUAAGAGCAUGGCAGUGGAUAACAAGAAAUGGGGUCUGCACUGGAGGACCAUACGGGACAAAGUUACCUAUUGCCGUUAAGGGUACAUGCAAACCCUACGCAUUCCAUCCAUGUGGCAAACACAAGAACCAAGUAUAUUAUGGGGAGUGUCCAGCAAAAUCUUACUCAACGCCUACGUGUACAAAUCGCUGCCAACGAGGUUAUUUUGUCCCCUAUUGGAAGGAUAAGGUGUAUGGUAUGUUUUGA
Molecule: messenger RNA, 276 nt
Organism: Strongylus vulgaris
Lineage: Eukaryota; Metazoa; Nematoda; Chromadorea; Rhabditida; Strongylidae
Source: the annotation of a GenBank genome assembly